UUCAGCCACCCAGCAAUAUUUUGUAAGGCCACUCAAAACCUUACACCUUAAACCCUAGAACGCUAACAUGAGGACGAUGAUGACAGUAGUUCUUCUCUUCAUAGCUGCGACGGCCAUUGAUGGCCGGAGGCUGAACGGAGAAUUGCAGUGCGAGUUAGUGUACAAUACGAUGGAGCGGUGCCUGCCGUAUGUGACGGGGAUCAGCGACCGGCCAUUUUCAGUCUGCUGCGAUGGCGUGCACCGGUUGAGGGACAUCCUCCGCACACAUGACGACAGGGUGAAGACCUGCGAGUGCCUCAAGGCGAAGGUCUCUAGUCUUCACCAUUUGAAAGAGAGCGCUCUGGGGAGUCUCCCUAUAGAUUGUGGCGUUCAACUUCAUCUCCCAAUCUCUCUCGACAUCGACUGCAGCGGGAUUCCUUAAAUUGGCGGUGCUGCUACUUGGAGGAAUAAAGAUUCGCUUGCGGCGGUGACGUUGUGCAGCAACCGCGCGCUUUGGAUGAAAAAGUGAGAUGAGACAGAAUAAGAGCAGCUAAUAUAUAUACUCAGGCAUUUAAUACACCAAACUUUUGUAUGGCAACAGGCAAACAUGUAUACGCUGGUUGCUUUGUGUGCUGUGGUAUAAUGCCAAACUGAAUGUACAU
Messenger RNA from Nymphaea colorata (pocket water lily), 641 nucleotides. RefSeq names its product non-specific lipid-transfer protein A-like. Gene Ontology annotation, biological process: lipid transport. The record is from RefSeq and is a predicted model, not a curated record. NCBI's taxonomy places the organism in Eukaryota, Viridiplantae, Streptophyta, Magnoliopsida, Nymphaeales, Nymphaeaceae. Gene Ontology annotation, molecular function: lipid binding. Gene Ontology annotation, cellular component: membrane. The transcript has 2 exons. Bases 68 to 421 code for a protein of 117 amino acids.